Molecule: messenger RNA, 2129 nt
Organism: Aspergillus nidulans FGSC A4
Lineage: Eukaryota; Fungi; Ascomycota; Eurotiomycetes; Eurotiales; Aspergillaceae
Gene: gmdA
Product: putative amidase gmdA
Exons: 5
Coding region: 426-2111 (561 amino acids)
Molecular function (GO): amidase activity
Source: RefSeq, a predicted model, not a curated record
GGGACAACGCAGUCAGUCGAGCUUUCCUGACACUGGUCAUUAGUAUUCGAAUAAUAUGUAUUAUGAUAACGCUACGAGCUUUCGUCGGUGCUCCAGGCUGAUAGACUGUCUGAUGCACUCAACUGAUAAGAUGGGUGUUCCCCACCACCCCGCCAGAGCCCGGUAAAUAGUACAAAGCCCGCUGGGGACUAGCGGAGGGGUCGAGAGCGUUGGAGCUCUUCCAUGGACAUGAACUUAUCGACCUGCCGUUUUAAGGGCUAGUUUCGUCCAAUCUUCGCCGAUGUCUACCUAUCGUAGUUUCCGAUGGAGGGGUUGAGAUCUUGAUACGAGGAGUCUAUGGGUAUAUAUAUAUUGAUACAGUUACCCCUCUCAUGUCUUGAAGACAGGUCUAAUGCCUGAACUUACAUUAAACACCUUCCCUCAGCAUGGCGAUCACUUCCUGGGAAUCUCUGGCGAACGAAAAGCGUCAGGCGACCUUAAAUGCGAUCCCUACAAAGUGGAGAAUCCAAGAGCCAAUCCCUCCACCCUCAGAGCUCCGUGAUGUGACAGGGACAUACAUCCAGAAAUUCCUGACCCCUCGAGAGAUCGAGAUCACCGAGCUGGAUGCAUAUGGUAUUGCCGAGAAAACGACCACUGGAGAGUGGACGGCUGUCGAAGUGACCGAGGCAUUCUGUCAUCGGGCGGCUCUUGCUCAUCAAUUCGUGAAUUGUCUGCACGAGGUCUUCUUCGACUUAGCUAUCGAAGGCGCGAAGCGGCUUGAUGCCUACUUUGCUGAGCACAAGAAACCACUUGGGCCUUUGCACGGUGUGCCGAUCAGUCUGAAGGACCAAUUCCACGUGAAAGGCGUAGAAACAACGAUGGGCUAUGUCGGCUGGAUCGGCACCUUUCAAGGCCUGAAAGACGACCCCAGAAGCAGGGUGUUUGAGAGCGAGCUUGUUCGUGAGCUGCGGGCCCUGGGGGCGGUGCUCUACUGCAAGACCAGUGUGCCCGCGACCCUCAUGUGCGGAGAAACAGUCAACAACAUCAUCACCUACACCAAUAACCCCAGGAAUAGACUACUCGGUUGUGGAGGCAGUUCCGGUGGCGAAGGAGCACUGAUUGCUCUGAAAGGAUCACCAGGUGGUUUUGGAACAGAUAUCGGCGGCAGCGUGCGUAUACCUGCCGUAUUCAACGGGUUGUAUGGCAUUCGCCCUUCGUCAGGUCGGAUUCCAUAUGAGGGAGCUGCCAAUUCCAUGGAUGGCCAGAACACGAUUUUGUCAGUUAUUGGACCACUCGCUAGCACAGCGCGCUCGCUGCAGUUCCUUUUCAAAGCUGUCCUUGAGCAGCAGCCGUGGCUUCACGACCCGCUUGUGCUUGAAAUUCCUUGGAGGAGCGAGCUCGAGCAGGAGACGCGUACGUUGGUGGAGCAGUCUGCGAAAGACCCCUCGAAGCUUACAUUCGCGAUAAUGAAGCACGACGGGAUUGUUAUGCCUCAACCUCCAAUUGCUCGUGCUUUGGACAUUGUGGAGCGGACCCUCAAGCAACUGGGCCACAAGGUCAUUGAAUGGAGCCCGCCUUCGCACAAAACCGGCAUGGAGCUAGCUGACGCCGCUUACAGCCUGGAUGGUGGCGCAGAUGCGCAGUACCAUUUCGGUUUAUCUGGAGAGGAACCCGCGCCGCAGCUCAUAGUGGCUACUGGACUGCCUCAAAAGACAGCUUUGGAGAUUGCCAAAAUCAACGUCGCGAAACGCGAGUACCAGAAACUGUACAUGGACUACUGGAACUCAACGUCAGAGGUCACCGGCACUGGGAGGCCAGUCGAUGCCGUCAUUUGUCCGGCAGCACCCCAUGCCGCUGUGAUUCCGACUCAGUAUAGCCAUGUGGGAUACACCUCGGUCAUCAACGUGCUGGACUACACCAGUGUGGUGAUUCCAGUUACACAUGCGGAUAAGAGCGUUGAUGUCAAUGUCUCUCGAGAAUUCCUUGGAGAACUGGAUGAGAAUUCGUACAAGAACUAUGAUGCGGACGUGUACGAUGGAGCGCCAGCGGGGGUGCAGAUGUUCGGACGACGACUGCAGGAGGAGAAGAUGCUUGUUUUGGCGGAAUAUGUUGGAUCGGUUGUUAAGAAAUAGAUAGAGAAUUUAAGAGGC